This is a messenger RNA of Papaver somniferum (opium poppy), 3201 nucleotides long. RefSeq names its product photosystem I P700 chlorophyll a apoprotein A1-like. Gene Ontology annotation, cellular component: membrane; thylakoid. NCBI's taxonomy places the organism in Eukaryota, Viridiplantae, Streptophyta, Magnoliopsida, Ranunculales, Papaveraceae. The transcript is spliced from 2 exons. Gene Ontology annotation, molecular function: metal ion binding. The coding region runs from base 1957 to 3201 and encodes 414 amino acids. Gene Ontology annotation, biological process: photosynthesis. The record is from RefSeq and is a predicted model, not a curated record.
AUUGUUGGAGUAACCUUUUCUAUCUAGCAACAACACGAUUAGUGUUAAGAAAAGACCUCUUGCAGGAAGGCUGACUAGAUAUUUCUUGUAAAAACACUAGUCCCUGUCAGUUCAUAAUGAGAAUAUUUCGAUAUUCUUUUGGUUCCAUGGAUUAUUAUCGUUCAUUAUGCACAGAAGGGAGGAGCCGUAUGAGAUGAAAAUCUCACGUACGGUUCUGAAACGGGGAUUCUUUGAAUAGAAUGAACGACCGCAACGGAUAUCAGCUCAAUCCGAAGGAAAUUAUGCGGAAGCUUUACAGAAUUAUUAUGAAGCUAUGAGACUAGAAAUUGAUCCCUAUGAUCGAAGUUAUAUACUGUAUAACAUAGGCCUUAUCCACACAAGUAACGGAGAACAUACAAAAGCUUUGGAAUAUUAUUUCCGGGCAUUAGAACGAAAUCCAUUCUUACCACAAGCUUUUAAUAAUAUGGCCGUGAUCUGUCAUUACGUGCGACUAUCUCCACUAUAGAAAGAGGGAAAGAAAGAUAAAAUACGCUAGUAAAUACUAGCGGAUAGGCUUUCUACAUAUGUAUCGUACAAAGCAACGAUUUUUAUUAGCUGUAGCAAAGAAAGAGACUUCAUAAAAGCAAAAAAAUGAAGAAAUGGAUAUGCCUAUAAUACUAUAUUCUAUGGAUAGAUAAAAGAUCUAAUUGAUAGAGGAAGCGCCGUAAAGAUCAAUUAGUGAAAUUUUUGGCCGAUAAAAUAAGAAAAAACUGCUUACUUAUGUCAUGAUAUGAGAUAUAAUUUAGGAAUCAACUUAUGUAAUAGAGUUGAUCCACUAAGGUAUUGAGCAGCGGUGUAGCAUCAGAUCCCAAAGAUAGUAAGUCCUUUCUUUCUUAGAGAGGAAAGUCUUUUUCAAAGAUUCUAUAUGAAAAUGAAACUGAGAUAGUUACCUUUCAGAAAAAGAUAGGAUAGUGGGUUUCGUUUUUCUGAAGGUAGGAGAAAAGAUAAAACUUAUUUUGAAUAAAAAUGCAAGUUUAAAACUUAUGUAAAUAUAAUUAACCCCUUCUGGUUAACCCGAGAAACAAAAAUGGGAUAGAUUUAUGAAAAAUCUUAUUUAGUUAGUAUAGGGUCGAUUAAGAUGGGACACCAAAAUAAUUGAUUGCUGAGCCGUAUGAGGUAGGAAACUCUCAAGUACGGUUCUAAGGGAAGGAAUCGACCCACCUAUUCCGACCGAGUAGAACAGGCUAUUCGGCAGGGAGAUUCUGAAAUUGCGGAAGCUUGGUCCGAUCAAGCGGCUGAGUAUUGGAAACAAGCUAUAGCGCUUACUCCAGGUAAUUAUAUUGAAGCGCAUAAUUGGUUGAAGAUCACGCGGCGGUUUGAAUAAGAACACUCUUUUUAUCCGUCAGUAAAAUAAAAUAGAUCUUUCCUCUGGGAAGAGCUAAUCAAGGAAUUUCAUUGUAUCCCUUCUAAGAUUGUUCUGUUCUAUUUCGUCUAGUACCUCGUAGGCAUAAACGAUACCCGACUACAGUACAUCAUACAUCCCUUUUUGCUAUUCAAACUAAAAAAGCCUUUGAAUGUGGAUACUGGGGUCUUAUUCAUGACUGCCCCAAUGAAGUGAUUUGGAAUCGAGCAAUAGUCAUAGUUCCAUGUAAGAUACGAAGUAGCUCCAUCUAAGCACCUGUAAUUUGCAUAUGAAUAAAAAAAAAAAAAGAGUUUUUGUGUCAAGUCGAAGCCGGGAAAGGAUUUUCAAAUAUUAUAAAGGUCCGUUGAGCGCCUCAUGGCUAUGUCAUAAUAAAUCCGAACACUUGCCCCGGAUCGACUUCCAGAUCAUAAUUGCUCUAGUAAAUAACUAAACAAAAUAAAUAACUGGGAGAUAGGAAGGAAAGGAACUAAUUAUAAAUAGAUUUCAGAAGUUCACUAAUUACUUGACUGUUGGCAGGUCUCUUUGUAUGUGUUGUCCGGAAAGAGGAGGACUCAAUGAUUAUUCGUUCGCCGGAACCAGAAGUUAAAAUUUUGGUGGAUCGGGAUCCCGUAAAAACUUCUUUCGAGGAAUGGGCCAGACCAGGUCAUUUCUCAAGAACAAUAGCUAAAGGCCCUGAUACUACCACUUGGAUCUGGAACCUACAUGCCGAUGCUCACGAUUUCGAUAGCCAUACCAGUGAUUUGGAGGAGAUCUCCCGAAAAGUAUUUAGUGCCCAUUUCGGUCAACUCUCCAUCAUAUUUCUUUGGCUGAGUGGCAUGUAUUUCCACGGUGCCCGUUUUUCCACUUAUGAAGCAUGGCUAAGCGAUCCUACUCACAUUAGACCCAGCGCUCAGGUGGUUUGGCCGAUCGUGGGCCAAGAAAUAUUGAAUGGUGAUGUGGGUGGUGGUUUCCGAGGAAUACAAAUAACCUCUGGGUUUUUUCAGAUUUGGAGAGCGUCUGGAAUAACUAGUGAAUUACAACUCUAUUGUACUGCAAUUGGUGCAUUGGUCUUUGCGGCGUUAAUGCUUUUUGCUGGUUGGUUCCAUUAUCACAAAGCUGCUCCAAAGUUGGCUUGGUUCCAAGAUGUAGAAUCCAUGUUGAAUCACCAUUUAGCGGGGUUACUAGGACUUGGAUCUCUUUCUUGGGCGGGACACCAAAUACAUGUCUCUUUACCAAUUAACCAAUUUCUAGACGCUGGAGUAGAUCCUAAGGAGAUCCCACUUCCCCAUGAAUUUAUCUUGAACCGGGAUCUUUUGGCUCAACUUUAUCCAAGUUUUGCCGAGGGAGCAACCCCGUUUUUCACCUUGAAGUGGUCAAAAUAUGCCGAAUUUCUUACUUUUCGUGGAGGAUUAGAUCCAGUAACAGGGGGUCUAUGGCUGACCGAUAUUGCACACCAUCAUUUAGCUAUUGCAAUUCUUUUCCUGAUAGCCGGUCACAUGUAUAGGACUAACUGGGGGAUUGGUCAUGGCCUGAAAGAUAUUUUAGAGGCUCAUAAAGGUCCAUUUACAGGCCAGGGCCAUAAAGGGCUAUAUGAAAUCCUAACAACGUCAUGGCAUGCUCAAUUAUCUCUAAAUUUAGCUAUGUUAGGCUCUUUAACCAUUGUUGUAGCUCACCAUAUGUAUGCCAUGCCUCCUUAUCCAUAUCUCGCUACUGACUAUGGUACAGUACUUUCGUUGUUCACACAUCACAUGUGGAUCGGUGGAUUUCUCAUAGUUGGUGCUGCUGCACAUGCACAAGAGGUAAUUCAUCACCUGAAGUAA